AUGGCUCGCGUCCUGCAUGUGGAAAGGACGUUGGAGUCCAGAAAAGAUGAACGUUUCUGGCCCCUUCUCGACACCCUCUCCACCCUUCUUCCUGUCUGUGUUGCGGGGAGCUUCUGUCGAGAUCGGGCGAGGCCCGGGGCCUGGUCCGCCGGUGAAUCCCAGGCGGCGUGGAAAGGCGCUGACCUGCCCGAUCUGAGGCCUGCAGGGAGCGCGGGGACCCGAGGGGGUCGCACUUCGCCUGUAAAAAUCACUUUAGGAUUUUGGUUUGAUCCGGCGCACGGGCAGGUCAAGGACUAUUGGCAAAGACAGAGGGAGGUGUGGAACCUUUCCCACGCUUUCCGUCAUCCUGAAGGAAACCAAGCACACGAAAACCCCUCUUGUCUGGACGGGCUGCCGGGAACUGGUCUUCCCGGGGGCCGGGAGUGGGGCCCCCGGAGGAGGUCGGCUUUGGGGAGCCCGGGGUUCCAGGCAGCCCGGAGCCGGGGCUCAGGCUCCCGCCGCCCCCACGCGCACUCUCCCAGACUCCCUUGCGCCACGGCGGACGCGGGCGGGUCGGGGCCCUUCCGGCCGCCGCGGACCCUCGGGCUCCCGGGGCGCCGCCACCCGGCUGCCUGGGGCCAGUCCGGCUCCGCGCGGCCGCGGCCGCCGCCGCCCCGCCCCACCCCGGCCGCGAUCCCCGGACCGGGAAGCCCGAGAGUUGGCUCCCGGCCGGCCCAGGGCCCCGCAGGCCCGCAAUCCCGAGGCCUGAACGGCGAACAGGUUCCCGCACCCGCCUGGCUUAGUGCUUCGGGUUGGGGAGGCACCUCGAGGCUGCCCCCCUGCCUCUCACCAGCUCCCUUUUCUCCCUUUCUCCCCCCUCGGGACGGGUCCCCUCGAGCCAGAAGGAAGCCCGGCAGCAGCCGGCGCCCACCCUCCGGGAGGACCACGCCCGCGCCCGCCGGCUCCCUCCAGCGGGACGCAGCAAAGGAACACUACAUCAACACUCUUGGCCCGGAUCUGGACACAGAAGACUCCUGUUUCAAGAAAAUACAGUCAUCUCUCAAAUCCUGUAAUUUAUAUGCAUUCUAAACUCACUAGGUAUUGAAAACCACCCGAGUGUCCCACAACAUGGGGUAAAAUAUAAUCAAUCACUCAGUGUAAUAUUAUACAUCCUUUAAAAAUGUUAUUGGAAAAUGUUUUAUGAUCAGUAAGUCAAAAUAACUCUCUCCCACCGUUUCUUUCUCCCUGCUGCUCCCUGAUACCCACGCUUCUUUGUUCCAUUUGGCACGUAAACUUGUUUUUCCCGCCAAAUGAGUCAGUCAUGAUGGGAACGUCAAUUGAUUUGAACAGAUGUGUGUCAAUGUUACUUGGGAAACUAGAUGCCAAUAACCAGGGCCACAAAAAAAGGCAGUGGUUGCAACUCUGUAAAAAUUUACGCGUGCAUACAGACAAUGACUAAAGUGGAACCCCAAACAGGAAAACAGUUGGAUACACUCCAGUGCUUGGAGAUUGAAUGAUUGUGUGCUGCUUUUGAUUUUCACUAAUACGAGUAACUGUCCAAUUAAAAAAGACCUACUAAGGA
This is a messenger RNA of Eubalaena glacialis (North Atlantic right whale), 1561 nucleotides long. Its product is annotated as cuticle collagen 2-like. Bases 1 to 1068 code for a protein of 355 amino acids. The transcript has 3 exons. NCBI's taxonomy places the organism in Eukaryota, Metazoa, Chordata, Mammalia, Artiodactyla, Balaenidae. The record is from RefSeq and is a predicted model, not a curated record.